UUCGAUUUCGGUCUCGGUUUCGCUUUCGAAGUCGGCUCAAACUUGGCACCUGUUGCGGUCAGAGCAACACUCGACUACACUGUCGCACAAAGUUCGUAUGGAAUUGAAUCGAGCUGAAAAUGUUUUGUGGUCGCAAGUGCUGUCUGUUCUGCCUGUUCAUGAGCGCCUGGGGCUUCUUGAUGCUGAAUCUGCUGGGUGUCUUCUUCUACGUCCAGUCACUGAUGCUCCUGGAGUCCCUGCCCUUGCCCCACCACUUCCACAGUCAGGAGGCCUUCAAGGAGCAGGCGGACGAGGCCUACCAGGACGUGUCCACCCGGUGCUUUGUGGCCGCCGUCUUCUAUCUGGGAUUCGUCUUCAUUGCGAUAGUGGCCAUUCGUCGGGAUAACAAGAGGAGGAAGCGACUCUACAAGCGGGGUCCCGGUCACUUGCGGUUCCGUCGUUGAUUUGUAUGCUCCAAGAUUGGUUAUUGAAUAAACAAUUUAUUUUCAUGGUUCCAAUUGCAUUUCACCCACUCAGCGACGUCCACCCACUUGUUGGUUGAGAUCGAAAGAACCAGUUUGUUGACCGCAUUCUGCGAUUAGCCUUAACUUCUUUAUCACCAAGCAAGCCACUUUUCGAUUUCGAGUCUGGCCGACUGGCCACUCCGCAUUAUGCAUUCGUUUCGACCAACCGAUUUUUGACAGCCGCACGUGACACCUUCUCCGAGGUGUGUUCUCUUUGGGGCAUCAUAAAUUUCCGUGAAAUUCUCUUUCCGAAACAUGCUAAUGGGAAUGGGGCGGUGUGGGUUCCCAGUUCUGGUUAUUCUGGGUCACUCUGGGUGCCCCCCACUCACCUCUAUGCCCUAGUCUAGUCUACUCCGGGGUUAUGUAUCUUGUUCUUAUCGACCGAGCUUUUGUGUCUUACACGAAAACCGUUGUGUAAAUUAUCGUACACGAUUUUCUAGUUGUACGCUUGUGUAUCUGGCUUGUUAUCACCAACCAAGUGCAGUCUGCUGAAAACUGGUUCACUGCAUUUACUCAUUUUUUCGGGAACUCGGGUUAACUGAUUUGACAAUACUUGGGAAAUAUUCUAAAUUUCCAACAUGGAUGGUCUUCUAAAAUCAUUAUGCCACCCGAGA
Molecule: messenger RNA, 1117 nt
Organism: Drosophila simulans
Lineage: Eukaryota; Metazoa; Arthropoda; Insecta; Diptera; Drosophilidae
Product: ribonuclease kappa-A
Exons: 1
Coding region: 120-443 (107 amino acids)
Molecular function (GO): RNA endonuclease activity
Source: RefSeq, a predicted model, not a curated record